Molecule: messenger RNA, 3306 nt
Organism: Polypterus senegalus (gray bichir)
Lineage: Eukaryota; Metazoa; Chordata; Cladistia; Polypteriformes; Polypteridae
Gene: mms19
Product: MMS19 homolog, cytosolic iron-sulfur assembly component
Exons: 31
Coding region: 3-3125 (1040 amino acids)
Biological process (GO): iron-sulfur cluster assembly
Cellular component (GO): MMXD complex; cytosolic [4Fe-4S] assembly targeting complex
Source: RefSeq, a predicted model, not a curated record
CAAUGUGUGACUUGCGCAGUAAGGCGCCAAGGAUGCACGCAAUGGCUGGAGACGGGUUAGAGUUGCUGAGCCUAGUGGAGGAAUUUGUUGUCGGCCAGCAGGACAGUAAAGCCGAGGAUAUAGCCACAGGAGUAACCACUGGGCAGUUUACUAUAUUGAAGCUGGUGGAAGGACUUGGCUCUGCAUUAACAAGUUGUGAACCUCGUACCAGAGGCCGAGGUGUUCAGUUGCUGUCUAGUGUGAUUCAGCAAUGUUAUGCUAAUCUACAGGAGGAAGAAGUUCAAGUUCUUACAAAAUUUUAUGAGAACAGGUUAAAAGAUCAUUAUAUCAUCACACCACAUGUUUUACAAGGGCUUAAGUCUUUGACAAUGUCCACAGCAUUGCCUUCUGGCCUUGCAGUCUCCAUUCUGGGAUCUCUGUUUCAAGAUAUCCAUGUACAGUCACUGAUGCAGGCCGAACGUUUCUGUGUUUAUAGCAUCUUACUCAACUUAAUGGAUUCUUGUGAAGAAGAGCUAAAGGGUCUUGGUGCCAAUUUUGUGUUUGGCUUUAUCCAGGCAGUGGAUGGAGAGAAGGACCCUCGAAAUCUUUUGCUGUCUUUCCAAAUAGCACAAAAUAUUAUCAACAGGAAAUAUGAGCUAGGAACAUUUACUGAGGAGCUUUUUGAAGUGACAUCCUGCUAUUUUCCUAUUGACUUUAACCCACCUCCUAAUGAUCCCCAUGGAAUUACACAGAAAGAUCUUGUUUUGAGUUUAAGAGCAGUUUUAUCUGGCACUCCUCAGUUUGCAGAAUUUUUGCUGCCUCUACUGAUUGAGAAACUUGAUUCAGAUAUUCAGAGUGCCAAGCUUGAUGCUCUUCAAACAUUGACUGCAUGUGUUGCAAGCUAUGGACAUAAGGAGCUUAAGGAAUUUCUUCCUAGUCUAUGGUCAUCAAUCCGCAGAGAGGUAUUCCAGACAGCGAGUGAGAAAGUAGAAAGUGCUGGACUGUCUGCCCUACAUGGCCUUACUGCCUGCCUUUCUCGGUCUGUCCUUACUUGUGACUCUGAAGAUUCUCUUGAGACGUUUCUUAAUUUAAUUGUAAAAGAUUGUCAGCACCACCUGUGUGAGCCAGACCUAAAAUUGGUUUGGCCUAGUGCUAAGCUCCUUCAAGCAGCUGCUAGUUCCUCUUUCAGAGCAAGUUGUACAAUUAGCAGAGUGGUAGUUCCUUUACUUCUAGAGCAGUACAACAACCAUGUUCAGAGCACACAGCGACGUACUCUUUUGGAGGUGUUGCAGAAGUUCAUCCAUUCAGCAAAAAGGAGCCCUGUGGAAGAGGGUGGUGAAAGUUCCCUAGCUGAAUAUCGUCAGUCUCUUUGCUCUGUAGUAUUCUGUGCUCUUUCAGACUCCAGCUCAGCUUUGCAGACUUCGGGGCUUAGGACAUUAAUGGCUAUUGGGAACCAUCCUGGCUUGCUGUUUGGCACAGAUAUUGAGUUGGCGGUUGAUCACUUGAGCAAGUUCAUUCUGGAGGAUGUUGACCAUGAAACCAGUUUAGUAGCAAUGGAAGCCUCUGGAUCUUUAGCUUGCCUACAUACUACUGCAUUUUGCUCCAGGAUGGUCCCAGCCUUAAAGGAGAAGAUUAUUUCUGAUUGUCUAGGUGGUAGUGGGGAAACGCCACCUGCAAAAUCUCAACAAGCUUUAUUUCUGCGUAUUGUAAGAGCUCUAGCAGCAAUAUCAACUCAUCCCAACCUUGUCCGGGAGACAGUACCAAUUCUAUUACAAGUCUUAAGUGCCUCUCACACAGGGAAUGUUCAAAUCCGGCAGGAGGAUGUAGUUUCUGUUUGCCAAAACCUGCAGUGUAUUGUGGAACUUGCUCAAGGCAGUGAGGAGAGUGCAUGUUAUUUCCAUGAAACUGUCAUCCCAUAUGUGUUAGGACUUUCAUUACAGGCAGCGUUCCACAAAGAAAGGACAUUGAGCCCCUUAAGAGACGAAAAAGUUCUGUCUGCCCUUGUCCCAGUUUUUAGUGCUGCCAGUGGAUGCUCACAACACAUGUUAGCUGCUCAAACUGCUAGUCAGAUUUUGAUGCUCUUUCUAGUUGGUGAUGCAACAUUUUUGCCAGAAAAUAAUGUCCCCCAAAAUGUUAACCUGCUGAAGAGCUAUUCUGAUAACAGUGCGCAGACUCAGCUAGUCUGUCUUCUAAUGGGUUGUGUUUGUUCAUUGCCUAUUAAUGUGGAACUGCCCAUGCUUGACCAGCUCCUAACUGAAUUAGAAGAGUUGAGCUGUACAUGUCCUCAUCCUUUUACUUACACAUCGGCUGCAAAAUGCUUUGCUGGAUUGGUAAACAAAUAUCCUUCAGGACAGAAGCUGGACCAACUUUUGGAGAAUACAUUAACAAGGAUUGACACUAUUUUGACUAGCACAGAACCUUCAGGUUCCUCAAACCAAAAACAGGCUUUUACCUUUCUGCUAUGGUUGACAAAGGCCCUUCUUCUUAGGUACCAUCCACUCUCAGCACCACUGACUGACAAGCUGCUCUGUCUGUUGGUGGACCCUUCUCUUGGCACCUUGGCAGCAGAUGGCUUUGCCUUAUUAAUGAAUGAUCCUCCUGACGUUCUGAAUAAAGCUUGUCAUGCUGAUGUACGAAUGAUGUACCGCCAGAGGUUCUUUACUGAGACAGCACCUAAGCUGGUUCAGGGAUUUAACUCAUCCCCUAAAGAAAUGAAAUCCAGCUACCUGAAGGCCCUGUCUCACAUCCUAAAUUGCCUACCCAAGCAGGUUCUGAUUAGUGAGCUUCCCUCACUACUCCCACUCCUGCUGGAGGGUGUUUCCUGUCCAGAUAGUGAAGUUCAAUUUUCCACAUUAUCCUGCCUGCAUCCGCUCCUCCUCGAUACACCACAAGUUUUAACAUUACAUCUGGAGACCCUCAUCACCAAACUACUUGGGCUAACCAGUAGUGCAGCAAUGAAGAUUCGAAUAAUGUCACUGAGAUGUCUACACGCAUUGACACAGCUUCCCCUGCAUGUUAUCCUGCCAUUUCGCUCAAAAACGCUGCGUGCAUUGGCUGUGCCACUUGAUGACAAGAAGAGACUGGUACGGAAAGAGGCAGUACUGGCAAGAGGAGAGUGGUUCCUGCUUGGAGGUCCUGGGAAGUGAACUGUUAUCUGUUUGACUAACAGAGACAAUCUAACAGGAUGUGUUCUAGAAUUUUAGAGUCUCCUUUAUUUUUUACCCCAGCCUGGAAUCUCUCACUACUUACAUGUAGGGCUCUAACACAAAACCAUCCUCGACCUGAAGCCUUUAACUCAUUUUUUGGGAAAAAAUUAAUGCACUCGGU